Molecule: messenger RNA, 756 nt
Organism: Seminavis robusta
Lineage: Eukaryota; Bacillariophyta; Bacillariophyceae; Naviculales; Naviculaceae
Source: the annotation of a GenBank genome assembly
UAUUGGAUGCUGGCGAUUGUCAAAUGGCCAAAGAUAAAGCCAACACGCUGACAUCCUGUUCCCAGUUCGGGCUUCCCAUGCAUGGCUGGGCCUUUCACUUACUUUGAUGAGCUCAAAAAAUCCUCUCGUCGCUCGAGCAAAAAGAUUCCUUGCAAAAAAAGCAAAAACAGAAACGAUCCACCACCAUGAUGAAAGAUUUUUCGGACCGCUCCUUGUUGCAAGAAGAACAGGUGAGAUUGGAGAUGCAGAUCCAGCGUCUUUCAACCCCACUUCGCCUCGAAAAGCCCAUUGAACAGCUCAAGUGGGAAACCCAGGAAACGGAGGAAAUGCUGAACUCUCUGCACGAAACAAUGGCGGGAAUCCACAUGUCACUGCACAGCGGCUCGCCGAAUGGUAUGGAUGAUCAUUCCAAUGAUGAUGAGUUUGCAGAGGACGAACCACGAAACCAUCCCGAAAAGAAAUAAUGAAGUCAGGAGCGCUACAGAGAGAUUACCAAGACAAAAAGGUAACACUGUGGUUGGGCGGCACAUGCCAUCACUGGCCUGGUAACGACGAGAACAGCGUGAAGAAGGUUGUCCUGGCUUUCGUGGGUUGUGGUCAACCAUUCCAAAAGCAGCGGUUUGGGUGGCAAAUCUCAGUCACUGACCUGAGACAGACAAUCAAGGACCAAAUGAAUAUCCCACAGCCAGCCAGCUUCCAAAUCAUUCAGAGCCGCAAAAUAGAAGCGAUAGACUAUAUAGACUCCACUUGUUAUCC